UGUAUGUUUCCUCUCCCCCCUUGAGCUCCCCGAGAGGAAGUACACGUUUCACCAGGUGAUGUGCAGGAAGCCACGAAACACGCUCAGUUCAGUCACAUGUUUACAUUCAAACGAGACUGUAAGACUGGCUCUCUCGCUUUUCGAUCUAACAAUUUCUCAUCUAAAAUUGCCACGAGUGAAUCGCGAAUAUCCGGAAGUGAAUCGAUACACGUAAUGACACCCCCUAUUUUUAUCAAUCACUGAGUUUUUCCCUCAGUCAGAACGGUUCGUCCAGGCGUGACGUAAUAUCCCAGGAAUGAGUUGAAAAAAUGCUACGGAAAAAAUCGUCCUGCAGUGGCAAUUGCAAUUGUCACAUGUGUCGUGAACUGAAGGACUGCAGAAUGGAAAUUCCACGGAUUGAAUCAUACAUCAGUAAGCCAUUGGACACAACGAACUUUAUCCUCCGUAGGCCCAUGCCCUUUGUGAAACGCACACCGUCGAAGGAGUGGCAGGAAGCGACAAAGAGCAAUGACUACGAGAGCAUGUCGACGCUUGAGGACAAAAGCCGUCUCGCAUUUGAUGGCGAAGCUAGGGAGCAGUUGCCAGUGAAGAGUCCCAGGGGACUGUUAUCAGGCCCCUCUGACUCGGUGGAGGUGCACAGGUGCACUGGUGAGGUCAUGCCAACCCGUCCAGCACCGCCUAAACCUCUGCCAAAGCCGAGAAUCGUGACACCAGAAUGGAAUGACGGAAAGAUCGAGAGCGAUGGGAACAACAGGGUCGUUAUUUACUGCGGAAAUAAUCGACAGGGUAAGAGUGAGGGACAGGGAUGUCGCAUCACCAGGAGCCAGUCGUUGUGGUCGUUGAGGCAGAAUGGAGAUCGUGGCGAGUGUGAUGGGGAUGGCCAGCAAGUACCGGUGAAAUUUGAGGAUAAUCGAGUAGAAAUGGAGGCUGAUGGGUGCGAUCCCAGUGAAAUUAUUGUCAAAAUCAGCCCGAGCAGGGAGGACGUCCUCAGAAUCGAAGAGGACGAAACGAUUUUGGAGGACUACUGGUCAUUACCCGGUGAUACGACCGGAUUCAAGGCGGACUGGAGUUUUGUACAGCAGUGGAGACUCAGGGGGCCUGGAGGUGGUACCAGGGAUAUUUACUGUCCACCGUAUGCUAAGGACAACUCGGAAUCUACAAAAUCCCAUAAUAUGGUUCACAUGAUACCGGAGAGAGAUACUGACAGUGUUGCACCAACACCCACGCCCCAGCAUCCACAUCAAUCUCAACAUCAUCAUCUCAGUCAUGAACUUCGGCGACGGCCAACCGAGUGUACCGGUAACAGCUCUUCCGACGAGAACCGUUCAUCAGGUCACGCCAGUAUGUCGGACACAGGUGGGCACACGAGUAGUAGUUCCCCACCCCAUCGUCAUCACCGUAGUCACAGUCCUCCCCAAUUGAAUUCCGUCCCCGAGGAUGACAGGCUAUCGGCGUCAGUUACCCAGAGAAAUGGCCGCAACCGAAACGGACAGAGCCGGAAUCGCCAUCGAGCCACUCCCGCCAAGUUGCAGGUGCCCUGGUCUGGUUCUGGACUGGAGGACAUCAAACUAGCAAUUCAGCAGCUCACGAUGCGUUCCCACACAUCGACAUCAACUUACUCGUCUCUAAGUGGUUCUGAAAGCUCCGAACCAGCGGUGAGACGGCUAAUGAGGCACUCCAGUCUCGAGACAAUAAAUACCAAUGUGACUAGUGCCGAUGAAUUUGUCUGGGUGGACUCGCAUAAUCGUUUGGUAGAGCUCCAGCAGUUGCCCUGGACUCAUCACGACGUCCUGCGUGUUCUGCAAAAUGGCAGAACCCGAGAGCACAUGGACCAGGUGUCCAUGGAGACGAUUCCCAGGCUUUCGUACCUCCUCCAGCGUGCCCUUGUGCGCAUUGGUCGGGAAAUUCAACGAUUGUCGAAGCCCCUUGGCCUCUGCUCCAAGCAGGAGGUCUACAGUGCCUUCAAAAUAGUCCUCUGUCCAGCCCUCGCCGACUCUUGCACAAAAGCUUGCCUCAGGGCAGCCGCAAUGUUCGCUGUGUCGGGGGAUCAAUUAAAGCAGUCGAAAGCCUCUCGCUCGGGGCUACAACUUCCGGUUGGCAGAUUCCUCCGGUGGAUGUCUGACGUUAAACUUGGGAGGAUGAUUCAUGAAUAUGCGGCCAUUUAUCUGGCAGCAGGUGUCGAGAAUCUUUUAGAGGAAAUUCUGCUGCAGUGUCUUCCGACAGAGCCACACACCACUCUCACAGCUACCAUGCUGGAGCAUGCCAUUGCCAAUAGUGGGGAUCUUUGGGGUCUUCUCCAGCCAUAUGCACAUUUAAAUGCGGGAAGAAUUGCCUCUGGUGCACUGGCUAUGCCCAGGUGGGCCAGUGUCAGUUCAUUGAACUCAUCUAAUUCGUCGAAAAGUGGGAGGGAAGCUGGAACGAGUCUGGAGCCCUCGUUGUUGACUACUUGUGUUGGAUCGAUGGCUGAGCUACUGGAUCUCAUUGGAAAGGUUGCUCAUGCCGGCAGAUGCCCGGUACCGCUGACCAACAAAGCUUUGAAUGCCCUCUUUUAUUAUAUGCGAUGUUCACAGCUAGAGCACGGCGAACGUGGCUCAGGAAUCCAGGAGCUGGCCUAUGAGCGCGCCUACGUGGUUCUACCUCCCCUCGUGGAGUGGCUUCGAGUGUCCACAGCACACGCAGAGCACCGCCAUGGUCUCAUCGUGGACCACGACGACGUGAAUCAAGCAGCUAGGCUUCUCCUUCCGGGGGUCGAUUGCCCAGUGCGUCCAAUCGCCUUCGACGAAGUGACUCUAUCAAAAAAAACCGACGAUUCUGAAUACGUCCGCCGUCUCACCCUGGACAUGGCCUUCAAGAUGAUGAUGAGUGGCCGUCCCGACCUGAUCUCUCAGGCCCUUGCAUUUCUCCCCACGACCAAAAUCAACACCGUCAAUGACAAUGGUUUUACAGCACUGAUGCUCGCUUGCAUCAUUGGGAGUGAGACAGCAGUAACGGCUCUUCUCGAUUGCGGUGCAGAUGCCAAUAUCGAGAGUCCAGUUCCACUGGGGAACCCUGUGAGCCCGGUAAAAGGGGCCGCAGGAGCCAGUGCAACUCCUGGAAAGAGUAUUCCUAGUAUGAACGUCUCCUCGAGUUCAUCAUCGAGCCCUGGAGGGAAUGGGAAUUGCGCCCAGAGUAGUUUCAACGCUGAAACUCAACACUGGACUGCCCUGACGUAUUCGGCACUUCUCGGUCACUGCAGCAUCGCGAGAAUUCUCUUGGAGAGAGGAGCAACGGUCGAGGGUGGCGCGAUGUUGAGUGAAGACAAGUGCACAGUGACUCCUCUGCAAGCGGCUUCAGCCUCUGGAAAUCACGAAAUGGUGGCUCUCCUUCUAGCGCAUGGGGCUCAGCCUUUUUUGUCGACCCUCAUGAAGGAUUCGUUUUGCUACUCUGGGGCAGCACAACGAGGCUGCUACUCCGCUAUUUCUGUGGCUACUGCUCAUGGCCAACGAGGCUGCCUUCAUCAGCUCCUAUCCCAUCCUCUCAAUUUUUCGGCUAAACGAGGGGAGAAGGAGGUAUUGUCACUGGAGGAAAUUCUCGCUGAGGGAAAUCCUGGAUCUGGACAACAUCAGACGCAACAGCAAUCGUUAGACGGCAGGAGUGGCCGUAAAGAGGGAAAGGAACCGGUUUUUAAUAAAACACAGAGUAAAGCUCUGCAAGAGGCCAUGUACCAUAGUGCUGAGAGCAAUCAUCUGGAUAUUACCAUGGAGCUCAGGGGAUUGAAAGUGGGAUGGAGCCUUCAUUGCUGGAUACACAGUCUCUCCACUGCACAUGAAAUGAGAAUAGAUACGGUUAUUGAUCAGUUGCUCCAGGAUUUUCUGCAGGUCUGUCCCGAUGAUUACUCUAAUCAAUUUGUGCAAGAGUGUCUUCCCUUGUUAUUCAAUAUCUUCAGAUACAGCAAGAAGGAGGAAUCAACGCUCCUGCUUGGAGAUAUCUUCUCCACGUGUUACGGAUGGGAACCGAUAAAACCCAUCAGAGAUACAACGUUAUCCAGCGGCUCGAGAAUCGAUCCCAAGUUCGUUAAUAAUCCUGAACUCAGUGAUGUUCAGUUCAGGGUGGAGGGACGAGUGUUUUACGGUCACAAAAUCGUUCUUGUCACCUCGUCACCAAGGUUUAGGAAUAUGCUGAGCUCAAAAUUGUGCGAGGGAAAUCCACCCAUCGUGCAAAUCAACGAUAUACGAUAUCAUAUUUUUCAGAUGGUCAUGGAAUUUUUAUAUCACGGUGGCUGUGCAACACUAGAAGUCAACCAGAGUGACGUACUGGAACUCAUGGCAGCAGCAAACUUUUUCCAACUAGAUGGAUUACUUCGAUUCUGCGAAGCUCAAUGUUCAGCGAUGGUUGAUCUCGAUAACAUCGUUUCCAUGUAUAUCCAUGCAAAGGUAUACAAUGCAGCGCAAUUACUCGAAUACUGCCAAGGGUUUCUCCUGCAGAAUAUGGUUGCACUGUUGACCUACGAUGACUCGGUGAAACGUCUUCUAUUCGCUAAAAAACUACCCAACCACGAUGUACUGGCUGGACUCCUUCUCACACUUCAGGCAAGACUCAAAUCGAGAAGAGCACAGCCGCUGAAUACUAAAUUAAAAACGUAGAAAUCCUAAAAAAUUAUUCCCACGUGUCCUUACUUAUAAAAGACUGCGAUAAUCGUUCGAUAGUAUUAUUUUCACCCUAAAAUCAACGUCUCUCAUCUGUAGUAAGUGCCUUAAUUUCAUACUUGCCAAGUAUAAACAUGAUAAACUAGAAUUUUAUAACAUUGUUCUGCAGAUAAUUAUAUAUGUGAAAUCGUUAUGAAAUUCAUAUUAUUUAUGUGAUGACCAUUGUAUCAUUAAUUGAA
This is a messenger RNA of Diachasmimorpha longicaudata, 4864 nucleotides long. RefSeq lists its product as uncharacterized. The record is from RefSeq and is a predicted model, not a curated record. The transcript is spliced from 8 exons. Gene Ontology annotation, molecular function: protein heterodimerization activity. The coding region runs from base 309 to 4622 and encodes 1437 amino acids. Lineage: Eukaryota; Metazoa; Arthropoda; Insecta; Hymenoptera; Braconidae.